UGCGGAGCGGAAGGUGGAAGAGCUGGAGGAAGGCGCGCUAGAUCUUCUCCCCCCGAUCAGAUCUCCCCCGCCGGGUCUUUAGGGUUUUAGUUCCGCCACCUGCCGCCGCCGCUGCCCAAAAGGCCUCGCCUUUUUCUAGGGCUCCGGGAGCGCCGCCUGCGCUGCUGCCGCUCCUCUCUCUCUCUUGCUGUCUCUCUCUGAUGCAAGCUCUCAAGGCAGUGGACAAGGAGGACAAUAAGUUCGUCCACAAGAAGCCGAGGCUCGGCGAAGAGAUGCCCCUCACCGACGCGAACGACGACUCGUUUUUCUUCCCGGUGGAGGAGAUCGUGCAGUACCCGCUGCCGGGCUACGUAGCCCCCUCCUCGAUCAGCUUCAGCCCCGACGACCGCCUGAUCUCGUACCUCUUUAGCCCCGAUGGCACCCUCUACCGGAAAGUCUUCGCCUUUGACCCCGUGUCCCGGAGGCAAGACUUGAUCUUUAGCCCUCCAGACGGCGGGGGCCUCGACGAGAGCAAUCUCUCGGCGGAGGAGAAGCUGAGGCGGGAGAGGUCUAGGGAGAGGGGGCUGGGAGUUACUCGCUAUGAGUGGAGAGCCAGGUCGCCAUCCUCUUCUUGCUGUCCUCCACGGAAGCCUACCAUCAUGGUGCCCUUGCCUGCCGGGGUCUAUUUCCAGGAUGUAUGUGGCUCAGAACCAGAGCUCAAGCUGCAGAGUGUAGCUUGUUCGCCAAUCAUUGAUCCUCAUCUGUCUCCAGAUGGAAACAUGCUUGCAUUUGUGAGAGAUGAUGAGCUUCAUGUCUUAAGUUUGUCUGAUGGAGAAACCAAACAAGUGACAUUUGGUGCAAAAGGAAAUGGCAAGACUCAUGGCCUUGCUGAGUAUAUUGCACAGGAAGAGAUGGAUCGAAAGACAGGAUUCUGGUGGUCUCCUGAUAGCAAAUACAUUGCAUUCAGUGAAGUUGACUCAUCUGAGAUACCUCUUUUUAGAAUUAUGCACCAGGGUAAAAAUUCUGUUGGUUCAGAUGCACAAGAGGACCAUGCAUACCCUUUUGCUGGAGCAGCCAAUGUCAAAGUUCGACUUGGAGUUGUUCCUGCUUUUGGAGGAGAGGUUACUUGGAUGGAUCUUCUUUGCGGAGUGCAGGAUCAGAACAAUGGCGAUGAAGAAUAUCUAGCCAGAGUCAAUUGGAUGCCUGAUAAUUCUCUCACAGCUCAGGUUCUCAAUAGGUCCCACUCCAAGUUAAAGAUUCUUAAGUUUGAUAUUAGGACAGGCCAAAGAGAAGUUUUACUGGUAGAAGAGCAGGAUAUAUGGAUCGCAUUACAUGACUGUUUCACACCUUUGGACAAAGGAAGGAAUGAGUUUUCUGGGGGUUUUAUUUGGGCUAGUGACAAGACUGGCUUUAGACAUCUAUAUCUACAUGACAAGACUGGAGCUUUGGUCGGACCUAUCACUCAAGGUGAUUGGAUGGUGGAACAUAUUGCUGGUGUGAAUGACAAUGCAGGGCUUAUCUACUUCACUGGUACCAUGGAUGGACCAUUGGAAACUAAUUUAUAUUGUGCAAACCUAUUUCCUAAUCAUAACCUUCCAUUGCAACCCCCUCGAAGGUUGACUCAUGCCAAUGGAAGACAUGCAGUGAUUCUUGAUCAUCAGAUGCAGAGGUUCAUCGAUGUCCAUGACUCUUUGAAUACUCCACCUAAGGUCUUGCUUUGUUCAUUGCAUGAUGGAAGCAUAAUAAUGCCUCUGUAUGAGCAGCAACUUACCAUUCCGCGGUUCAAAAAGCUCCCACUUUUGUCACCAGAGAUUGUCCAAAUAUCAGCAAAGGAUGGUACUGCUUUAUAUGGGGCUCUGUAUAAGCCUGAUGCAAAAAAGUUUGGACCACCUCCCUAUAAAACAUUAAUCAGCGUCUAUGGCGGUCCAAGUGUCCAACUUGUAUGUGAUUCAUGGAUCAGUACGGUUGACAUGAGAGCUCAAUACCUACGAAACAAGGGGAUUUUAGUGUGGAAGCUAGAUAACCGAGGGACUGCAAGACGAGGAUUGAAGUUUGAGGGCCAUCUGAAACACAGCAUUGGCCAUGUAGAUGCAGAUGAUCAACUUGCUGGUGCAGAGUGGCUUGUAAAGCAAGGACUAGCCAAAGCUGGCCAUAUCGGUCUGUGUGGCUGGAGUUAUGGCGGCUUCCUCUCUGCCAUGAGCCUGGCGAGGUUUCCUGAUACAUUUCGGUGUGCGGUGUCUGGUGCUCCUGUGACUUCAUGGGAUGGGUAUGAUACGUUCUACACAGAGAAGUACAUGGGUUUGCCUACAGAGAAUCCUGGUGCUUAUGAAUAUGGCUCCAUCAUGCACCAUGUACACAAGAUCAAAGGCAAGCUGCUGCUUGUUCAUGGCAUGAUCGAUGAGAAUGUUCAUUUCAGGCACACUGCUAGGCUUGUGAACUCGCUAAUUGCUGCUGGUAAGCCGUAUGAGCUUCUGCUUUUUCCAGAUGAGCGGCACAUGCCCCGGCAGCUUCGGGACCGUAUUUAUAUGGAAGAGAGGAUCUGGGAGUUUGUAGAGAGGAACUUAUGAAGGGAUCUGUAGGUUUUUCCAUCUUUUGGCUAUUUUACGUGCCUGUGUUAAAUUACUUUCAUCUGAAGAACAAAGUCAAGCAGUAGCUCUUGCUGCUCUAUUGUUGAAUCAGGAUGCUGAAAUCCUUGCAUUUUUCAAUAAAUCAAAAGCUUUCAAAGUGUAGA
Elaeis guineensis (African oil palm) is the source of this 2710-nucleotide messenger RNA. RefSeq lists its product as uncharacterized. Gene Ontology annotation, molecular function: dipeptidyl-peptidase activity; serine-type peptidase activity. Lineage: Eukaryota; Viridiplantae; Streptophyta; Magnoliopsida; Arecales; Arecaceae. Gene Ontology annotation, biological process: proteolysis. The record is from RefSeq and is a predicted model, not a curated record.